Molecule: messenger RNA, 1041 nt
Organism: Puccinia triticina
Lineage: Eukaryota; Fungi; Basidiomycota; Pucciniomycetes; Pucciniales; Pucciniaceae
Exons: 8
Coding region: 1-1041 (346 amino acids)
Biological process (GO): transmembrane transport; carbohydrate transport
Cellular component (GO): membrane
Molecular function (GO): carbohydrate:proton symporter activity
Source: RefSeq, a predicted model, not a curated record
AUGCUUGGCGCGCUUUCCUGCCUAUACCUCGGCGACAGAUACGGCCGAAGAAAAGUGAUAUUUUACGGAGCCAUCAUCAUGAUCUGCGGCGCAACAUUGCAGGCCACUGCUUUCCAUCUGGUCCAUUUCAUCGUCGGUCGCAUCCUCACAGGAUACGGGAACGGGUUUAUCACCGCCACUGUUCCGACAUGGCAAGCCGAAUGCUCCAAAGCGCAUCAAAGAGGAAAACUUGUGAUGAUCGAGGGUGCAUUGAUUACUGGGGGUAUUUGUCUCAGUUACUGGGUAGAUUUCGGAAUGUACUUCGCACAGCAGAGCUCAGCGUCAUGGAGAUUCCCCAUUGCCUUCCAGAUCAUAUUUGCACUCAUCAUCAGUCUCACCGUUCUCAGCCUACCUGAAUCACCCAGAUGGUUAAUCAAGCAAGGAAGGGUUUCUGAAGCGCGAGAAGUGUUCAAAGCUUUUCAAAAUAGUAACAAUAUGGACAGCUUCUUGGUCCAGAAGGAGAUAGCAGACGUCCAAAAGUCUCUGGCUUUGACCGGAACCUCUGGUCUUCAAGACCUUUUCAAGAUGGGCCGCGGUAGAAACUUCCACAGGCUGGUGUUGGGGGCCGUUAAUCAGUGUUUUCAACAGAUCAGCGGAAUCAACUUGAUAAGUUUUUAUGCUGCGACCAUUUACCAAAAUUAUCUAGGUCUGAGCCCCAUGAUGUCGCGAAUCGUGGCCGCCUGUAAUGGAACGGAAUAUUUCUUAGCAUCAUGGAUAGCAGUAUACACAAUUGAGAGUUUUGGGCGCCGGAAGUUGAUGUUGCUAGGAUCAGCCGGAAUGGGAGUCAGUAUGGUGGGGCUGGCAGUCGCAACUUGGGCUGCCGAUCCGAUCUCAGGGAAAGGGAGCUCGGGUGCUGCAAUUGUGGCUGCAUUUUUCAUGUUUGUUUUCAACUCGUUUUUUGCCGUAGGAUGGCUUGGUAUGACGUGGCUGUACCCAGCAGGUAAGAGACUUCUGCUGCUAUACACACUAGCUGCCUCAUCGGCUGGGGGGAAUCCCUCUUGA